GAAGGUUUGAUGCCGCAAGUGUAUUCAAAGAUGACGUAUUAUAUGUUCUUGGAGGUGCUAAUAAUGGAAAAUCCAUACCUGAAAUAUUAUCCAUCGACCUUACUACUUCAUUUACUAUUGAUUCACCGCCAUGGUCACAGUCACUAAAAGCCCCACCUUUGGCAUUUGUAUCAAGCGGAGUAGUACUUGGCGGUUAUAAUAAUAAUUUUAUAUUAGUUGUUGGUGGGUAUAUACAAGACCCAUUUAGUCAAUCUAUUAUAAAUAAUGAAGAAACUCUAAUAGUAUACGAUAUUCAACAUAAUGAUUGGAGAAGAGUAGCAAUGGCAACCGCGCCAGAAUUAAAUCAAAGAGUUAAAUUUAAAAUUUUAAGUGAUAAUAAUGGAAAUGCCUAUCUCCAUGGUGCACCGCAAACACCAAUAAUUGCGGAUGACUAUUCCUCUGUACUAUUGAAAGAUGGACGAAUGAUAAUCAUUGGAGGAUUUGGAGCUCCGGUGGACAAGGUUUUUGUACACACUAUUAGCCAGAUCGAAAUAUUUGAUACAAAUGAUAAUAUUUGGAGUAGACAAAUUGUACCGCAACCAAACGAAAUGACCGAUCACCAAACAUACACCAAACCAUUCCAAUGGAGAAUUCCUGUCAUUUCGGGAUUAGAACCUCCAUUGCUUAAUGAACAUUGUGCUGAACUUGUAGAAAAUAGAUAUAUAUUCAUUAUGUUUGAUAUGUAUGUUACUCGAAGAAGAAUCGAUAACAUAGUUAGCAACGAGCUAUACAUACUAGAUACAGAAAAUUAUUCAUGGAUUAAAAGUUUUAAACCGAAAUUGAGCAUUUCUAUUUUUUAUAAAAAGCAUAAAAACCGAUCGGGUACUGUUUCUACACAAGCCGAGAAUGCAAUAAGUCGAACUAACAAUUCUAAUGGAGAAAAUGCAAAUAUAAUGAUAUACCCAAAUUAUAUGUAA
Molecule: messenger RNA, 956 nt
Organism: Funneliformis geosporum
Lineage: Eukaryota; Fungi; Glomeromycota; Glomeromycetes; Glomerales; Glomeraceae
Source: the annotation of a GenBank genome assembly